UCUGCUCAUGAUGAAGAGAUUAUUCACCCAACCAGCAGUGCCACAACAGCAGGCUGAAGUCGAAGACACUUUAAAGAGAAUUCAGAGCCAUAAGGGUGUUAUUGGCACAAUAGUCGUUAAUGGAGAAGGUAUUCCCAUCAGAACCACACUAGACAGCUCAACCACUGUGCUGUAUGCCGGACUGCUGCAUCAACUGACUUUAAAAGCCAGAAGUACAGUGAGAGACAUCGACCCCCAGAAUGACCUGACAUUCCUGCGCAUCAGAUCCAAGAAACACGAGAUCAUGGUGGCGCCAGAUAAAGAAUACCUGUUGAUUGUGAUCCAGAACCCCAGUGAAUAACUUGGUCAGUGUUAAACGACAUCAGGAGGUUUGCACACUGUUUUUGUUGGGGGUUUCACAUCGGCAUAGUAAAUAAUUUUCUUAAACGUGUGAAUUUGAAUUAACAUGAUGUUCAUAUACAUGUAUGAUAUUUCAUAUGGUGUUCACCACUUGAGAUAAUCCAAGACUGCAACCUAUCUGUUAUCCUCAAGUUAUUUAAGAAAUGAUAACGUUUGAUUGUGCGGUGUCAUUGAUUACAUGUAUUGUUGCCAAUAAAUAAGUGAACCCAUGUUUGUUAAAGGUCUUCUAAAUGUAAAUUGAAUUUCUCUGGCUUCAUAACAAUUUUAUGAUAUGGCUAAAUGUAUUGUUGUUUUCGUUCCCCUCAUGCAGUAAAUUCAAGUUUAAUAGAUACAAUAUCCACUAGAGGGAUCCACUUUAUUGCUGCUUCUUUACUGCUCUGAAAUAUUGCUGGUUUAAUCGGCUAGUUCAAAAGGUAAUGGGAUGUGUUUGUGGAUGCAUCUCAUUUAAAUGCAUUUGUUCCUUUAUUACACAUUUAUUAAAAUUACACUGGAUAGAUGAGAUGAGACGGAUGUCAGCUGGAACCUUUGGGUUCACUUUUCUUUUGUGUUGCAGUAGCCCAAGUGUAUUUGCCUGCGGGUAUAGUGUUGUGUUUUGAAAGGAAUAAUGUGACCUGAAACUUUAUGCUCUAAUUAAUAUCAGGCCACAUCCACACUACUCCGUCGUUUUAUUAUGGAAGCCAGAUCUUGCCAUGGUAUUAAAAAAUAAAAGAGAAAAUUUGGACUUUAUAUCCUGAUUUGUGACUUUCUCACAAUUGCGAAAUAAAUUUGCUAUUGUGACUUUGUGAUAUAAGUUUACAUCUUGCAAUUGCAACUUUAUAUCUAGCCAUUUUGACUUUAUAUCUCACAAAUGCAACUUUAUUUCUUGCAAUUUUAACAUUAUCAUAAUUGUGACCAUAUCUUGCCAUUUUUAUUUUAUUUCUUGCAAUUUUGACUAUAUCUCAAAUUUUUGUCUUUAUAUCUCACAAAUGCAACUUUAUAAAUCACAAUUGCAACUUUAUUUCUCAAAUGUGCAACUUUAUAUCUUGCGAUUCUGGGCUAUAAAGUCCAGUUUGUGAGAAAUAAGUUGCAAAUAGUCACAAUUGCUAGACAAACUACCAAUUCUGAGUUUAUUUCUUACAAUUGCGUGUAUAUUUUGCAAUUUUUAUUUGAUUUCUUUCAAAUGCAACUUUAUAACUCUAUAUUGCAACUUCAUUUUUCACAAGUAUGACUUUACUUCUUGCCAUUCAGGGUUAUAUAAGUCGCACUUGUGAGAAAUAAAGUUACGAAUAGUCACAAAUGAUUAUAUUUCACAAUUUUGCCUUAUAUUUAGCUAUUUCGAUUUUAUUUCUUGCAAUGGCGUCUAUGUAUAUCUCACUAUUUCAAAUUUAUAGGCCAAAAAUUUGACUUAACAUGAUAUAAAGCUGCAAUUUUCAAGAUAUAAAGUCACAAUUGUGAGAUGUAGACAGAAUUUCUUAUUAUUGUUCUAUUCUUUCUGUUGCAGGACCAAUGCACCAUACAUUAUAACUCAGAAUUGAGAGAAUGGUCACAUUUGUGAGACAAAAUAUCUGAGUUUAGUUCUCACAAUUGCUAGUGUAUCUCUCAAUUUAGAUUUUAUAUCUCGCAAUUGCAACUUUAUAUCUUAUAUAAAGCAUUUAAGCCUAUAUUGCAUGAUAUGAAGCCAAAGUUGUGAGAUAUAAGUCACAAUUGUCAGAUGUACUGAGAGAGAAAAUCCUUUUUUAUUUUUCUAUUUUGUAGCAGGAUCAAUGCACCAUUCCGUAACUUUAAGCUGUUGACUGGUAGCCUUAUUUUCAUUAUUUACCAUGAGCUUUUUAUCAAUGGACAUGUGUAAUUUGAUUUUCAUCCUCUUAUUAUGGUACUGAUAAUAACUAGAUGUGAACAGAAUAUUUCUGGUCUCUUUAAAUCACGUUCACUUUGUAAAUUGUCAACAACACUAUCAAAAAAGUUUAAUGUUAAACACUUGAGUCAAAACUACUCAAAUUCACUAUUGUACCUCAGGCUCUUUGACAACAGAUUAUGAGGAUGCUUGGUUAUCGAUAAGAAAUCAAUAUCUCCAAAACAUCAGUACCACCCAGUAAAUCUAACAAAAUUCUUGUGUCCAACAAUUAAAAUCAUACAACAGUGUUAUAACUUUGACAGUCUGUUGAUUUGAUAUUCACUGUUGAAAACAAUAUAUAUUUUUAAUAUUGUACUGAUUGUAACAAAA
Molecule: messenger RNA, 2602 nt
Organism: Xyrauchen texanus (razorback sucker)
Lineage: Eukaryota; Metazoa; Chordata; Actinopteri; Cypriniformes; Catostomidae
Product: dynein light chain roadblock-type 2
Exons: 4
Coding region: 8-340 (110 amino acids)
Biological process (GO): microtubule-based movement
Cellular component (GO): centrosome; cytoplasm; cytoplasmic dynein complex
Molecular function (GO): dynein intermediate chain binding
Source: RefSeq, a predicted model, not a curated record